UGACCAGAUUUCCCAGGAGUCUGUGUUGUGUUUCUUUAAUACACAUAACUGACACCAGUGGAGCGGAGGAAAAGCUCACACUAGCACAUAUUUGUUUCGCUGGGAGCUGAGGAUAUGCCAAGGACUUCCUGAAUUCCUGAAUGAACAGGUCCAGCUUAGAGCUUACAGAUCCAUCCAAGUGUUGACUGUAAUUCUGGGAACCCUAAAAUGAAGCAAUAUCCAACCUUCCUGGAAUUUAAAGCAUUAAGAGAAAUCUCACGGCAAAGCCAAGAAGUAUGAGCAUGCAUCCCAUCCGAGCUCCUACAUCUAUCACAUAUUGGAGAAACUGAAGGGGCAUGAAAAGCAAAGGAACAUUUUCCACACAGGCAACAAUCAAAUCUAAGAGAAAAUCUGACCUGUUCUCCAUCAAGGUCUUCUUCCUCUGCAGUCAUGAGGGACCGCAUGGAGGAGUUGCGUCAGCGGAUGAAGGCUAGCGAUAAGCCGGUGGACAACAACCCCUUCGAUGAGGAAGAGGACGAAGACACAGAUCCGUCCUCAGUGAUAGGCCUACAGGCCGUGAUCUUCGAGGCAGAGCCUGUUCUGGAGAUCUUCCUGAAGGAGGCUCAGAGCAUUCGUGACAGCAUUGAGGAGCUGAGCUCUGAAGUCAGUAAGUUCAGCCAGCAGCAGAGAAACUUUGUGGCCACCAUCAGGCGCCUCAGCAUCAUGAAAAAGGAGAGCAGCAUGACGCGAGACAUCAAGUUGCUGGCCGAGAGCCUGCAUAAAAGGUUGGACGCUCUUUCCAAGCAGGCUAAGCAAACCGAGGCCGAGCUAGGCCCGGACGCCGCCACAUCCCGAAUCCAGAAGACCCAGCACGCGGCCCUCUUUCGCCAGUUCCAGCAAGUAAUGCGUCAACACAAUGACGCCAUCCUGAGCAAGCAGGACAAAUGCAAACAGUUCAUCAUCCGGCAGCUGGAGGUAUCGGGUCGCGAGGUGUCCGAAGAUGAGGUGGACAACAUGAUAGAGCAGGGCAAGUGGGAGAUCUUCAAUGAGAACAUUAUAGUGGAUGCAAAGAUCACCCGUACACAGCUCUCAGAGAUCGAACAACGCCACAAAGAGCUCCUGAGCCUGGAAAGCAACAUGAAGGACCUGCGAGAUCUCUUUCUAGAUGUGUUCAUGCUAGUGGAAGAGCAAGGGCACCAGAUCGAGAGCAUACAAGCCAAUGUGGAGAAGACGCAAGACUAUGUAGCGGUCACAAAGGAGAAGUUCAAAACCGCUGCGAGAUACAAGAGGCAGAAUCCUCUCAGAAGACUGUGCUGUUGUUGCUGUCCUUGGUUCAGAUAGCAGGGCAAGGCUAGGAGAUAAACUAUGGGAAUGUUUCUCAUUUACUUUGCUCUCAUGGGCCAAAAACACUAACUGCAGACAUUGACCUCUGUCUGAUGAAGAUAAAAAACAAGGGCACGAAGCACUUUUAGACUUUUAUUGAAACAGAAAGGCUCCAUAGCAUAGAAGACUAAGUUGGGUGUUGACAUGGUAUACAAAUGGUUAUAUAAAGAUUUCACAAAAGGUUAUUAUGUUUUGUUACAUCACAUAAGUUAUAUAAGAGGUAAUCAAAGGUAAACUUAUUUUGUGCUUUAUUAUUGUGGAAAGGCACACUAUUUUGGAAGGUGGCCAUUUAUAUAACUGACUUCUGUUUUUUCCUUUCAGUAUUAUUUGAAAUGUAGCUUGUUGUCUGCUUUAGAUUAAUCAAAUAUCUGAGCUAAAAAAAUCAAACAUUCUGUCUAAAGAUAAGACUAAGCAAGUAAGUCCUAUAUUUUCAAGCAAAAGGCCUACUGCAGGGGUCAGUCAACUCAGUCCUGGAGUUUAGCUCCAACUGGCUGCAACGCAUUUGCGUGGAAGUUCCUAUGCCUAUAAGAAGCUUGAUUAGCUGGUUCAGGUGUGUUUAAUCGGAGUUAAAGCUAAACUCCUAGGGACAGUGGCCCUUCAGGACCGAGUGUGGACACCCUUGGCCUACUGCAAGAUUUCCACAAUCCACAUCUAAAGCUCAAAGUAUACUUCACUUUUUAUGAGAACCAAUGAUGACCAAUGAAAAAUGUCUUUGUACUCUUAAAUUAAGGUUGCAGCUCUCUCAUAACCCCCUCACACAAGCGCUUGUCAAUGCAGGUGUCUGUUGUUGUUUUAGCAUACUGUGCGCUUGAAAUGAAUUUCGUUUUUAGAGUUGUAUUUGCGUACUGUAGCCUACAUACACUAACAAUUCAUAUAUAUAUAUAUAUAUAUAUAUAUAUUUCUGGGCUUUUGUUACUUUAUUAUUCAGAUGGAGAGUUGACAAGAAAAGCAUAAGGAUUGGGAUCGCCAAAUGACCUCAGAGGGGAAUCGAACUCAGGUCGCCAUGAGCACAGUUGCGCUGUAUAUGUGGGCACAUGAACCACAAUGCUAUCGGCACCGACGCACACAUUUUUGUAACCACACUUAAUUUUUACGCGUAGGUCCCAUAUGCGCAUUGACUUGGUUCUGCACUAAUCAGUUGUUUCACAAGGUGGCAACACGGACCGUUGUUUUACAGUAGAAAAUGAUACUAAAGAGACAGAACAACAACAAAGUAGCGGAGACUGAAACAGCAACAGAUGCCAGCAUUGAGAAACGUUUGGAUGAGGGGGUUUGGAUCCUUUUCUGGUUCAUGCUGGUCCUUGACCAGCAACAUGACCAGCAAAAACCAGCAAAGGACCAGCUUAAACCAGCAUCAAAACAUACCUACCAGCAUAUGCUGUUUUUUUCACCAGGGUUAUGAGAGAGCUGCAACUAUAAUUUAAAAGAGUAGAAAGACAUUGUUUAUCGGUCAGAACAUCUGGAGAAAAAUACAGCAGAUACUUGACAUGGUGACAUUUCUGGAGCAUACUGAAUGUGUGAAUGUGUGAAUCAAAUUGAGUAUACUUUGAAAGGCUAUGCGUUUGACUGUACGCAUACACUAGCGUACGUGUACAAAAAUGAAGUAUACUUUGGUCUUACUACACAACACCGUACAUUUUUAUGCAUUUUGGACGUUCAUUUACAAAACAACGGCAUUUUGGGGAAUUGAAAAUGCAAACUUCUGAAAACGGGUUUUAAAGUGCAAGUUUUUUUUUAAGUUACACUCUUUUCUGUGUGAAUUACAAAAAAAAAAAAAAUGUGAAUCUGUAAAAAAAAAAAUAUAUGUAUGCUUAUGGGUGUUAUGUGUUCGGUCUAGGAAUGCGUACAUGUGCAUGUGCGUAGGUGCAUAGUGACAACUCUUCCAUUUUUAGUACAUCACGGUUGUGCAAAUGUACCUGACUGUAGUAAAAAUUAAAAGUUUCACACAUAGCUGCCAGUGCUGCCAGAACCUUUACAUGGAUCCAUGAAAAUGACUAAAAACGCUGUAUUAUGCAUGCCAGGGUAGUAGAUAGCAAUAUAAGAAACGCUUUUGCACACAUACGCAUUCCUACAAAUUCACAUUUUUGUAGUUUACACCGAGAUGAUAAUGGCAUCGUUUUCCAAAACUUGCACUUUGAAACCAGUUUUCAAAACAAAAACUGUGUCGUGUAAAUGCCCCCAAAAAGGUGCAGUCACGUUUACCAUUUUUCGUAGUCAGGUUAGACGCAAUGUUGAAUUUAACGUGGAUGGAAAUGAGGGCUAGCCUUAAAAUCUUUACAAUAACAUGCACUGCAUAAAGAUACUUCACUGUAAAAAAUAAAAAACUCAAUUUGUUGAGUCAGCUUACAAUAAUUUGUUUCCCUGCUGUCGUACAAUUUUAAGUUCAGUCAACUAAAAUAAGUUUAUUCAACUUCAAAUGUUAAGUUGUACUAAUUAACAACUUAGAUGCUUGUGUUUGCUAAACUUAACAGAUGGGUAAGUAACCCAGCUGCCUUAAAAUUUUAAGUUGAUUUAAAUCAAAUAUCUAAGUUGUCACUUAGUAUAAUUUAACAUUUUUGAGUUGACUGAACUUAAAAUUUUAAGGCAACCAGGUUACAAAUUAUUUUAAGUUGACUCAACAAAUUGUUUUUUACAGUGUAGAACACAUAAUUUAGAGUUAAUAGAAGUUUUUUUUCUAUGGAAGUUUAUUACAGCCAAACAAUUGGUAAUCUACUGUGCAAUUAAACAAUAGUAUCCACUGAACGUGCAUACUCUAUUCCUUCAUUCCAGUCAAAAAAUUAAACAUUGCGCUAGUAUCCACCUUAUUUUUCCUGUAAGAGUGGGAGCGCCCUUUUGUAAAUGCAAUGGGUCUGGCUUCCGUUGUCAUUUGCUUCCAGCUAUUUUAGCUGAACAAAACAGCUUGUUUUGCUGCUUUUUAAACGGGUAUGUCUUACUUUAUUAUUUUAAUGUAUUAUCUUAAUUAUAAGCACACUGGUUUGUAGUGCAAACAGUUUCAGCCUUUACGCCACUUGGUAAUUCUUCUGGUUAUUUCCCUACAGUGACUAAUGAACCGGAAGUCUCGUACAUUCACAGAAAAUGACUUACUUCUUCAUUGAAUAAUAAGGUGGAUACAGAUGAGCAAACACUCUAAAAAAUGCAUCUUCAAGAUGAAAACACACAGCAAAUAGACAUCUCCAAUAUGUGUGUGCUAUCAGAGAUGUAUCACUACACUAAUGAACAAUUUCGCUAAUGUGACCGCACCUUAAUUCAGAUUAGGUAGUCAGUCCCACAUGAAUGAUAUUUUUAGCUAGUUAUUUUAAAACAAGAAUACAGUAUGAGUAACCAUUAUAAAAUCUGUCAAAUGUAAUCUACCACAGGCAGUCUAACAUUUGCUCAUAGUUGAUAAUCUGUAACUAUGGAGCUAAUUAGAAUGAAACUGGUUGUUCUUGUGAUGAGGUGAAUAUUGAAGAUGAGUCAACAGAGCAGGUAUCAGGUGUUAACACAGUUUCUAGGAUCUGGGUGUGUCUGUGUAUUUUCAGAGGAAAACGUGUUGCCCAGAAAUUGAAGGGGAAGAAUAUUAUUACUAAAUGCAAUAUAGGCAAAGCAAUGUCAUUGUGUUAUCAUAUAAUUGAGAGAAAUUUUUAUUUGACCACUGAAUUUGCAUGACUCUUGCUAAACUUUUUUUUUUUUAACUAAUUCUGUAGAAUUUCAAUUCAAUUUGUAUUUAAUGUACAGAGCAAUUUCUGGCUAAUGAAAUAUUACAGAAUUAAACAUAACUAGAAAUAUUUAUUGUGACUACAGAAUUCAGCUGUUGUUGAUUUUUUAAAGAUAGAACAGCCUACGGUGUUUCCAUGACAUUUCAAGGCCCUUCCCAAUCCCAAUGAUCUAUUUUUUCAAAAUAAGCAAAAUAUACACAUGCCAGUGUUCCAAAAAUA
Labeo rohita (rohu) is the source of this 5276-nucleotide messenger RNA. RefSeq names its product syntaxin 19 (gene stx19). The record is from RefSeq and is a predicted model, not a curated record. Gene Ontology annotation, molecular function: SNAP receptor activity; SNARE binding. Gene Ontology annotation, biological process: intracellular protein transport; exocytosis; synaptic vesicle fusion to presynaptic active zone membrane. Lineage: Eukaryota; Metazoa; Chordata; Actinopteri; Cypriniformes; Cyprinidae. The transcript is spliced from 3 exons. Gene Ontology annotation, cellular component: presynaptic active zone membrane; synaptic vesicle; plasma membrane. The coding region runs from base 430 to 1320 and encodes 296 amino acids.